Molecule: messenger RNA, 434 nt
Organism: Dunckerocampus dactyliophorus (ringed pipefish)
Lineage: Eukaryota; Metazoa; Chordata; Actinopteri; Syngnathiformes; Syngnathidae
Product: pro-neuregulin-4, membrane-bound isoform-like
Exons: 5
Coding region: 105-431 (108 amino acids)
Biological process (GO): positive regulation of cell population proliferation; positive regulation of mitotic nuclear division; epidermal growth factor receptor signaling pathway
Source: RefSeq, a predicted model, not a curated record
AGCUCAGUCAUUAUAACGCAGCACUAUGACGCACAUUGGCACCUUGCUUUAGCUACAAAAAAACUGGGAAUUCACAGGCAGGGAAAAGAAAAGAAACCUCCCAGAUGAUGGCAGAACACGGAGCGCCAUGUGAUGGGUGGGAGGCCACCUAUUGCAUGAAUGGGGGGACAUGCUACAAAAUUACCUCAAUGGACACGCUCUCCUGUGUGUGCAACGACAACUAUAAAGGGAGCAGAUGUGAGCAGUUCCAGUUCCUCAUCGGAUCCUCCAAAGCAGAGCAGGCGGGUUUAAUCGGAGCGCUAGUAAUUGUUGCCCUCCUCAUUUUAGUGGUCUUGGCUGUUAUCGUCUACUUUACACAUAAGAUGCUGAAGGCCAGGAAACAGCGCCAACAGAGUCAGCCAGAAUACUGGAAAGUAAAACCAAGAGUAUGAUGA